CCUACGCAUCCAUCAAACAAAAAGAGCAAAGAGAGAGAGAGAGCGCGCGCGCUGGGUAAGCUUGCAGAGUAAGCAAAGGAACAAGACAAGAAGAAGAUUGAAGAUUUGAAGAGCUGAGCUGAGUAAACCGGCAAUCUAUAAAGCCCCAUGCAACGCCACUUUCCUCCAUCAUCCUCGUCAUUCUCUUCUCUUCUAUUUCUCCUUUCUCUCGUUUCUCUUUCUCAUUCUUUUGCAAUCGGAUCCUCUGCUUUUUGCCGUGAGGAAAUGACCACUCUCGGAGGAGUUCACGAUUCCCCAGACGCAUCCAACACCGUCGAAAUCGACGACCUUGCCCGCUUCGCCGUCGAUGAACAUAACAAGAAACAGAAUGCGGUGCUGGAGUUUGCUAGAGUCGUGAAGGCGAAGGAGCAAGUAGUGGCGGGGACUUUGCAUCUCCUUACUAUUGAAGCGAUUGAAGCUGGGAAGAAGAAGCUUUAUGAAGCUAAGAUUUGGGUGAAGCCUUGGCUUAAUUUCAAAGAGUUGCAGGAGUUUAAACACGCCGGUGAUGUUGACGGUAGUGCAGGUGCUCCCUCCUUUACCUCCUCAGAUCUCGGUGUCAAGAGAGAUGGGCAUGGUCCCGGAUGGAAAGAAGUGCCAGCAGAUGAUCCUGCAGUUCAAGAUGCGGCCAAUCAUGCCGUGAAGAUCAUUCACCAGAGAUCCAACUCAUUGUUUCCUUAUGAACUUAAAGAGAUCGUCUGUGCUAAAGCUGAGGUAGUAGAUGAACAUGCAAAAUUUGACAUGCUUCUCAAGGUCAAGAGGGGAACCAGCGAAGAGAAGUACAAGGUUGAGGUGCACAAGAACAAUGAAGGCAGCUUCCUUCUCAAUCAGAUGGAGCCACAUGCCUAAAUGCUGAAUUUACUGACAUGUUGAAAUAAAAUGGAUCAUCAAAGCUUUUCUUUUUGCUUAACUACUGUAAACUAAACUGCGUGGAUGCUUCAUCUGGUCCCACUGUAAACUUUUUUCUCCUUGAUGAUACAGGUGUGCUUUGUCUGUGCUUUUAUUA
Molecule: messenger RNA, 1042 nt
Organism: Manihot esculenta (cassava)
Lineage: Eukaryota; Viridiplantae; Streptophyta; Magnoliopsida; Malpighiales; Euphorbiaceae
Product: cysteine proteinase inhibitor 6
Exons: 4
Coding region: 148-885 (245 amino acids)
Molecular function (GO): cysteine-type endopeptidase inhibitor activity
Source: RefSeq, a predicted model, not a curated record